CUACAAAUGUUUCCUGUUGCAUUAUUGCACAGAACAACACGUACAGUCUGUCGAAUGACUGUGCUCAAUCUGUCCUUCGCUGCGUGUGGUUUUUUGGGCAUCUACCACCUGGGAGCUGCGGGAGCUCUUCUUCGCCAUGGGGACAAGCUGCUCGUCUCGCUCAAGUCCUGUGCAGGGUCUUCAGCUGGGGCCCUUGUUGCUGCCGUCAUGCUUACGGCUCCUAAUAAAAUCAAGCACUGCAAAGAAUUUACAUACAAUUUUGCUGAGGAUGUAAGACAACAGAGAUUUGGAGCACUCACACCUGGAUAUCAGUUCAUGUCAAAGCUGCGGGAAGGAAUUGAGGAGAUGCUGCCUGCUAAUGCGCACGUUCUGGCAUCUGAUCGCCUCCAUGUCUCAUUGACUCAUUCCAGAAGUGGCAAGAACCUCAUUGUGUCCCGGUUUAAUUCCAGAGAAGACCUCAUACAGGCACUCCUGGCCAGCAGCUUUGUGCCAGUCUAUGCUGGGCUCCAACCGGUCAAGUUCCAAGGAGAGAAAUGGAUUGAUGGAGGCUUCACUGACAGCCUACCAAUCCUGCCUGUGGGCCGAACCAUCACAGUGUCCCCAUUCGCUGGACAGCAGGAUGUGAGUCCAUUGCACAAGGGCCAUGCAUUCAAGUCCCAACUCAGACUGGCCAACAUGAACAUAAUGUUCUCGAUGGAAAACAUCAAAAGACUGAACCAGGCUUUGUUCCCGCCACCUACCAACAGAAUGCAGUUCCUUUGUCAGGAGGGUUUUGAUGACGCCUUGAGGUUCCUGAAGACGAAGGGUUGGAUGUGCUAGACUGACAGCUGGGAGUCAGGACAAAUGGUGUGAAAUUAAUUUCAUUCCAAAUAACUCUGUAGGUUAACCUGGUUCUGUUUUUGGUCCAGUAAGUGAAAGCAAGGACUUUUCUCAGGGAAAGACUAUAGAUGUGACAUUGUUAUUCCACACAUUCUUAUUUUAAGAAGCACGCAAACAAAUUAGGCAUUGAUCUGUGAGACUGGCAGGCAUCCAUUCUCAGAUGUGGUCGGCUCUUCUUAGCGAGAAGUCCCACAGCACAUUCGAUUUUGUGGAGUCAACAUUUGUUUUUGUAAGAUGUUGAUUUGCAGUGAUGGUUAAAAUACUUGAUGUCCCCCAUUAUGUGAGCUUACCUGCUGCUUGUGAUAAUGAGACUUAAUUGUGACUUCUUUGAAAUCAAGACAUCAGAGGCAAAGUAUUCCCCAGCUCACAUGUAUUAUUUUAUCCCAUCAUGCAGUAAAAUUCACUCCGACUAAUGAAACAGUCAAAGGGAUUCCCAGAGGCAGGCCCACUUGAGAAGCUGACUUCAGUAUUUGUUUAUUUCAUGAUGAGUUUUUCCUCAGUCGAGGGACGCAUAUUCCAUAAAUGAAAAUCAUCUGUUCAGUGUGCGUCUGUAUGCAUUUGUGUGUGUAUACAUAUGCAUGUCUCCUUUUGCAAAUAAAGUACAACCCUUUGAAAAUGAGA
Syngnathus acus (greater pipefish) is the source of this 1500-nucleotide messenger RNA. Its product is annotated as patatin-like phospholipase domain-containing protein 4. Gene Ontology annotation, biological process: triglyceride catabolic process; lipid homeostasis. The record is from RefSeq and is a predicted model, not a curated record. The transcript is spliced from 7 exons. Gene Ontology annotation, cellular component: membrane; cytoplasm; lipid droplet. Gene Ontology annotation, molecular function: triacylglycerol lipase activity; retinyl-palmitate esterase activity. The coding region runs from base 7 to 819 and encodes 270 amino acids. Lineage: Eukaryota; Metazoa; Chordata; Actinopteri; Syngnathiformes; Syngnathidae.